This is a messenger RNA of Nematolebias whitei (Rio pearlfish), 1800 nucleotides long. RefSeq names its product exonuclease 3'-5' domain containing 1 (gene exd1). The record is from RefSeq and is a predicted model, not a curated record. Gene Ontology annotation, biological process: nucleobase-containing compound metabolic process. Gene Ontology annotation, molecular function: 3'-5' exonuclease activity; nucleic acid binding. Lineage: Eukaryota; Metazoa; Chordata; Actinopteri; Cyprinodontiformes; Rivulidae. Bases 1 to 1674 code for a protein of 557 amino acids. The transcript is spliced from 11 exons.
AUGGUUGUUGACGACGCUCACUUCAUGACUCUCCUGAAAGGAAAACGCAUCAAACUGACGCUCAAGAGUUCAUCUUUCAUGGGGGUCGUUCAACGCAUCAAUCCAAACAAAACCCUGGUUUUGGCAGACGUGAGUGACAUAAAUGGACGCAAAAUUCCUGGAACCAAGCUGUUUUUUGGACAUGAGAUUCUGAAUGUUGAAUUCACUGAUGAAGCAAGUGCUGAUCCUGGAGACUUUGACCUCUGUGCAUCUGAAGGGCGCUUGAACGUGGAAAAGUGUCAGCCGUAUAGGAAGAUACUUGCAUUGGAUGAUGAAGAUGAAGCUGAAGACGAUGCCAUUAACUUUGUAGUAAUUGACGAAUUUCACCAGAAGUUUGGACCUGCAGUGGCGCACAUCAAAAAGCAGCACGUCAUCGGCGUGGCAGGUGAAGGAGUUGAGAUAUACAAAAAUGGAAGAUUGUGCUGGCUGCAGAUUGCUACAAAGUGCAAGGUGUACUUGUUUGACAUACUGUUACUUGGACCAAGGGCAUUUAAGAAUGGUCUCUCAAUGAUCCUGGAAAGUAAACACAUAUUGAAGGUCAUUCAUGACUGCAGAGCCAUCGCUGGAUCUCUGUUUGCUCAGUUCGGAGUAAAACUUUCCAACAUUUUUGACACUCAGGUGGCAGAUGUCAUGUGCUUCUACUCGGAGACAGGAGGAUUCCUUCCUGACAAAGUCAGUACUCUCCAGGGAGUGGUGAGUCUUCAUCUGAAGGUGUCCUCCUCCAGGCUCUCUUCUCUUCAGAUAAAGUCACAGCUCACCAAGGAAGAAAUGGAGAUGUGGUACAAACGGCCUUGCCCUGUGCCGUUGCUGAAGGUGAUGGCUUUGUCAGUGAUUCAUCUACAGCCUCUGAGAAUGGUGCUGCUAGACACACUCAUGAAUGACUAUAAAACCCUGGUGGAUUCCUACCUUAACAACACCCACUAUGAACCAGAUGGACUGGAGCCUAUCACUAUGGAGCACGUGCUGGAGUUGCCCAAAGAGCUCAAGCAGCUGGACGAAAUGCGUCUUGAGCGGCGGGAGUGGGCUAGGAGACACUACCCUGUCACAGAAUGUGGGCUGCUGGCUCGCUCCAACCCAAAUCCUGGGUCAGAAUCCCAGACCUCACGGGCUGUAGAGGACCACAGCAGUACUCUGACUGACACCUCUGAACCCACAGCUGCUGACCCAACUUCAUCACCACAAUCUGAGCCUCUUUUUAACCAACAAACCACAUGCACUUCAGGUAUGACCAGUAUGCCUUCCAUCGCACCAGCAGAGUCACUGUCCCCAGCCACCAUGUCCAAUAUUGCGGAAGACACGCCUCCUUCUGAAGUCGUGGACAAAGGAUUCACAGGGGUCCAAAUGAAUGUGAUGGGAAGAGGAUGGGUGUAUGGGAAAGAGGAGUCCUCUUUACCAGUCUUACCAUCUAUAGGACGUGGUUUCCUUCUCAAGAGACCACUGUCCCAGGAUCCCAAAGAGAGUGCUGGUGACUUGACAAGUCUAGGCAGGCUGGAAAUGGCUCCUAGAGCUACUAGCCAAGUGCUUCCCCUAGAAGAAAAAACCCCACCUGGAUUCCAUGAUGAUGAGCUGUCUAAGGACAAAUGUUCUGCUGCUCAGCCUUCCUUAUCUUCACUGAUUCAGUCUUUCAGAAAUUAAACAAAAUCUCAGCCUGCAGGCAUACACCUUUUAAAUAUGGACUGUUAAAUAAUUUGUAAUUGUCUACAGUGACCAGUAGAUGGCAGUAAACAGUUUUUUAUAUGCCUUUGUCAGACAAAUAAUUGU